AUGACCCCCACGGCUGUAAAUAGGUUGAACUGCUUCUGCGAUAGAGUGUGUCUGGUUUACGGAGACUGCUGCCCAGAUUUCUACUCAGUGUGUUUGGAUGAAGCCAACAGUUCUCUCCCUGUCCGACCUGGUAAUUACGAAUGGGUGGCUAGCCAAGUUGAAACCAUGACGAGCAGUAGUUCACAAUUCAGAUUCACGAUGAUCCUAUUCAAGCACAAGACAUGUAUAAAAGCUAACAUAAAAGUGAUGUCACAAUAUAUUUGGGUAAUAGGGGAAUGCCCCGCGUCAUAUAACGUCCCUUCUGUUGUCAAAAAAUGCCGAAAUCAAAGUGCAGACGUCAUUGGAACUGUUCCCGCCACUCACACGAUUCACAGAUUUAUUACAUUCCAGAAUGUCUUCUGCGCUGUAUGCCACGAUGUACCUCUCAAUGACCUACAUAUAUGGGAAACAUCCUUAAAGUGUGUAUCAGAUGUACACAAAGAAAACAUCACCGUCGAUAAUUUGCUGGAUUUCCUGAACAAUGACGAGUGUUUAUUGACACUACAAUUUCCACAGACAGUAGUAUUCAGAUACUGCCAUCGUUCUGAUGUCAACGAUAAUGUUUUUAAAAAUAGAAAUUCCGAAGAGUUUGUUGGAAAUCUCUUGCAACCGACCACACUGGGAUCAACAGUAGCUAUGACCACCUUCAGUUCCAUUGACAUCGGGAUCAACGAAACUAGCCAAAGUGAUUCGGAAACUCUGGCCAGAUUUCUGGAAUUGUGUAACGCAUACCGAUAUCUGGUUGUUGUUAUGUGUGAUAUCAGCAGAAAUGUUCACUGCAGAUAUCUAGAACCCGAUACACAUAUAGUUCCGUUUUAUAAAUAUAAAUGCAAUUUUUGUAAGAAGUUCACAUUUCCUCCCAAUUACCUUAGUCUAGGAGUUCUGUUUAGUUUUAGUGAACACGGUGUAACGCUUUGCAGUUUAACAUCCACCUGCAAGAGUCCUCAUCAGAAAGCGUGUCUCGUUGAUGAAGUUUAUGACUAUUAUCAGGACCGAUGUCGACCGCUCGUCUGUCCUAUAGGCAGGUCUCCAAUCAACGGCUCUUGUGUGAUAACUGGAAGUAUUGUGGGUGAUCUACAGCAUCAGAUAUUCCCACAUGGAUUUCAGGUCAUCCGGGUUAACAUCACUUACAACAAUGAUUCCUGCCACUUAAAUGACAAACUGUUUUUAGAAGUAAUAAAUGCAUCAUUUCAAACAGCUGGGAUCGAACCAAUUAAAGAAAACGCAUUAAUAUCAUUUUCAAAGAAUAUAUCUGAUCAUAAAAUAAUAUCAUUAAUAGUGGCAUCAAGCUGCUCACAAAAUGACAUAUAUAACUAUAGCUAUUCUUCACAGUUUUUGGAUGUUUUGUUUAAAGCUUUAAUUGACAGCCAUAAAGGUGGAAAUAUUACUGAAGCGAUUGUUAGUACAUUUCCCAGCAACGAGGAUCUUGGUUGUGAAAAUAACACUCAUGUUGUGAGUAGAAAUGGAUCUCUCGAGGAAAUCAACGAAUCGUGGUUUGUGUACCAUGGUCUCCAGUAUUAUCACCUGGAGAAUAUUCCAUUCGUCAUCAAAGUAGGUCUCAGCGAUGAUUCUGGAGCUAGUCUUGUAGAAUACACUAUCUGUGAAAUGAACAGUCGUCUGCUUGACUGUCCCAUGACCUCGUAUCCUGAAAACGAGACCGAGAGUCAGAACGAGACUCUUCAUAUCCUUGGCACUGACUUGUAUUUCUCUUUCGGAAGCUUUAUAUUUCACGAAAAUCAGGUCUACGUCUGUUCUAACUUCACCAGAAGCUACUUAUCGAACGAACUCGUCCAUUUCUUCAAUUUCAACCCAACACAAGGGCUGCUAACAUUGGUGUGUUCGGUCGUUUCGGUGUUUUCAUUAGCACUGAUGCUCAUCAUAUACUUUGCGUUACCAGAACUUCGGAACAUUCCGGGUAAAAUCGUCAUGUCAGUAUCGGUUUCCUUGCUGACGUCACAAACAUUGUUGUUGCUGAGCAACCUACCCACUGGUCUCUUCUGCAAGCUUUUGGGAAUCGUUCUGCAUUGGACCUGGCUUUCCACGUUCAUUUGGAUGACCAUGAUGGCAACCAACCUUGUAAAAACCUUCACAGCCAAAUCCACUGCAUUACACAGCCACAAAUCAUUUUUAUUUUAUGCCGCCAUAGCAGUGAGUCUCCCAGCUCUGAUAGUUGGCGUGUGUGUGGCAGUGGACAUGGCCGAAAUACCUAACAUGGCCAUUGGAUAUGGGGACAAUGGAGUUUGCUGGAUCUCUAAUAAGAAAGCUUUGCUCGCAGUGUUUGGUGUACCACUUGCUAUUCUUAUUCUGAUAAACGUUGUAUGUUUUGUAAUUACCAUAUGCUCUAUUGAAAGAAGUAUGGACAUCUCGAAAACGGCCACAUCUACUAGAAAUGAUAGAGUUAAAUGCAUUAUUUACUGCAAAUUACUAAUAAUCACGGGACUUACAUGGGCUUUUGGGUUUGCGGCAGGAUUCUCAAAUUCUGACGAACUUUGGUAUGUUUUCAUUAUCCUAAACGGUAGCCAAGGUCUCUACAUAUUUAUCUGUUUUGUGUUCAACCGCCGGGUAUUGCGGUUAUUGAAGACAAAACUGUCGAAAGCCAAAGAUCGUGAGGGUUUGAGCCACGAAUCUCGAACUUUAUCAACAAAAAUGUAGAUUUAAUUCUAAAAAAAUGUUUUUUGAUUAAUGACACCACUAGAGCACACUGAUCUAUUAAUCAUUGGCUAUUGGAUACCAAACAUUUGGUAAUUCUGACAUA
This is a messenger RNA of Gigantopelta aegis, 2794 nucleotides long. RefSeq lists its product as uncharacterized. Gene Ontology annotation, molecular function: G protein-coupled receptor activity. Gene Ontology annotation, cellular component: membrane. Lineage: Eukaryota; Metazoa; Mollusca; Gastropoda; Neomphalida; Peltospiridae. Bases 1 to 2691 code for a protein of 896 amino acids. Gene Ontology annotation, biological process: cell surface receptor signaling pathway; G protein-coupled receptor signaling pathway. The record is from RefSeq and is a predicted model, not a curated record. The transcript has a single exon.